Microthlaspi erraticum is the source of this 834-nucleotide messenger RNA. The record is from the annotation of a GenBank genome assembly. NCBI's taxonomy places the organism in Eukaryota, Viridiplantae, Streptophyta, Magnoliopsida, Brassicales, Brassicaceae.
AUGUAUGCAUUUGGCGCACUAACAGACGUCUCUAAUAGAGUCCUGGAAGCGGUCUCUUCCACUGGAUUCCGUCUUUACAUCGACCCCUACGGUCCGAGGAGCUUUUCGGGGCAUCUGUUUCAUUGGGCCAAUGUAAGAAAUCCACCUCCAGCAAAUUUAAUGGCCAUUACUCAUUCUACAGACCAAGACACUGCUAUUAACUUGAGCAUGCUACAAUGCGAGGGAUACAACAUUAUUAGGCCGUAUCCACUUGGUCCCGCCUCCCCCACUCAUGCAUGGGAGAGCUUUCUUCGAGAAAUCUUCCUUCUCGAAAAGCCCAUCGAUAACGAUUGGCCCAUUGUAACGGUUGAUGAAUCUUUCUGGGUUUGCAAAGUAUGCUAUGACCAUCCCGGCAAAGGCUUUGACAGUUUCACCAGGCAUAUUUCUAGUCGAAAACAUGCAGAUAAAAGGUUGGAUUGGACCACUACAGAGGAGGAUAAGAAAGCUGAUGAGAAAGCCGAUGAGAAAGCCGAUGAGAAAGCCGCGGAUGAGAAAGCGGAUGACUUCAUCCCUUAUCGCUCGGAUUCUCAUUGCGAAGAUGACAAGUUUGUCUCACCAAGUGGGGAGCCUCGUGAGAAAAAGCGCCAACACAAGUAUCCACCACCACAUGUACACCCUCUUUGGGAAGAGGCCAUGUUGCCUCGUGAGAAAAAGCGCCAACACAAGUAUCCACCACAGGCAAGGCUUACCAAGAACCGGCACCUGUCUGUAAAACCAAGUUAUUCUCAUUCGAAAAAGGCCAUUAUUGGUUCACCAAGUGAGGAGCCUUCUGAGGAAUAUUUCGCAUGGUGGUGA